AUGAAGGAAUUGCCCCUUUCUUUAUUCAAUAAGCUUUCGAAUCAAUACUCUAAGGAUGAAACUAUUGAAGAUGAAAUAGAGAAACUAAUUUGCUCCAUUGGCUCGUUACCAGAUGAAAAACCAACUGAAUUACUUCAUUAUACCAGAACGGUCACUGGCGAAAUCAAGCCAAACGAUAAACAAGGUUUAAAAUUGUUAAAUAUUCCUAUAGGCAAAGGCAAAAAGUUAAAGUCUAAAACCCCAGAGCGAAUAAUAGGAUCUGAUUUAACAACAGGAUAUCAAGGAUUUAAAAAAGCUUCAGCAAGCGAAAUAUAUCAAUUAGAUGGUUUAUUCACAUCUCUUAAGUAUUAUUUGGACAAUGCAGAGAACAAGCAAAAGUCGUAUGAAAGGAUUCAGUCAUCAAUUAUGUCUUUAAGACGAAAUUUGCUUAUGCUUAUGCUAAUACCUUUAAACCACUGGAAAGAAUAUAGAUUUAACGUAAUUUAUUGGAAAGGUAUGAUCAUUUUAGACUACGAUUGGGAAUAUUUUGAAGACGACAUCAACAUAGGAAUGUCAAAUUUGAGUUUGAGUCGGAGAAAUAAUACAGAAUUAUUACAAUACACUGGUUUCAAAUUCGAAGACUUAAUUACGCUGGCGCCAGAUAAAUCAAAUGACUUUUAUACCCUCGUCUCUCAGAAUUUCGAUAAUUUCAAUACAAUAUUUACUGCCGAAGUUGAUGCUGGCAUAGAUGAUGCUACUUCUUUAUCUUCGUAUGUUGAAUUAAAAACACAUAGUCAGACAAAAUCGCAAAUUGAUUUCAAAUUAUCCUCCAAAUUAAUGUCAAGCUGGUGUCAGACAAAAUUGGUUGAUGGAAAACAUGUGAUUAUUGGGUUUCGUUCAAAGAGCUAUAAUCUUACAUCGAUUAAAAAGUAUCAAACUAACGAAAUAUCAAAUUUGUUGAAUUUACACCCGUUAAAACUUGCAGAUAAUUCUACCAUUACCUGUAAAAAGCUAGUAAGAUGGUAUAAAUGCGUCUUGAAAUGGAUUAUUGAUCUGAUCCGAGAAGAUAGCGAGGUCGAGAACUACAAAGUAUAUAAAAUACAUUAUUCACCAAAGAAUUGCCCUGCCGACUCUUCCUUGUUUCUCGAACCUAUUAAUGAUGAGACUAGAAGCGACAUUUUUAACCAAACCAUCCCACAGUGGUUCCAGGAAUAUAUCAAUGUUUGCACCGAGCCAUGA
Debaryomyces fabryi is the source of this 1218-nucleotide messenger RNA. RefSeq lists its product as uncharacterized. NCBI's taxonomy places the organism in Eukaryota, Fungi, Ascomycota, Pichiomycetes, Serinales, Debaryomycetaceae. Gene Ontology annotation, cellular component: nucleus; cytosol. The record is from RefSeq and is a predicted model, not a curated record. The transcript has a single exon. Gene Ontology annotation, biological process: nuclear-transcribed mRNA catabolic process; NAD-cap decapping. Gene Ontology annotation, molecular function: mRNA 5'-diphosphatase activity. The coding region runs from base 1 to 1218 and encodes 405 amino acids.